This is a messenger RNA of Pelagomonas calceolata, 1215 nucleotides long. The record is from the annotation of a GenBank genome assembly. NCBI's taxonomy places the organism in Eukaryota, Pelagophyceae, Pelagomonadales, Pelagomonadaceae.
GCUUUUUGGGCAGCCCUUGGUUAUCUGAUGCUAGGCUAGGCAGCGGCUGGCAUUAAAGAACCUUGUUACAUCGAUCGCGACCAGUCUGAAUCCCCCAUACACACGGCCAUACAAAUGGCUCCUCAGAUGCCUGAGCGGGAGCUUGCCUGUCUACUGCAGGCCUUGGAGGAUCUCAGGGGGGCAGCCCCGGUUCUAGGCGAAGCGGAGGACUACCAAUUUGCGCGCGCUGGUCUCGACACCACAUUAUCUCCGCUCGCACUGCGUAUGCUGGAAGCGUUCGAGGACUAUACGUUGCCGCCACCUGUUGUCGCCGCGGCCUCGCGCGCCUCCUGUGACAUCGAGCGCUUUCCCGAGGACGUGCUCGGGGCGCUCCUAGCGUUCGUCGACCUGCCCAUGCGGUUCACCUGCGUCGUAGCGAGUCGCACCCUUCGCGACGCGUGCAUGCGCCUCUCGCCGCGGCUUGAACAUGACCUCUUAUUGAAACGCUUUCCGCUGCUCACCGGCCUACCGGUCACCGGUACAUCGCUCGCCGGCGUACCGGCGCCGGGGGAGCUCUUCCGCAUGUAUCAAGACAAGUUUAACGGCGAGCGUUUUGAGUCCCAGCAACCGUGGCCCUCUAUCUCCCUCGUCGAGUACACGCUGGCGGGAGUUCCAGCGUAUUAUACGCUGGCGCUGGAACUCCGGUUGCGGGAAGCGGAAGGGCCUUGGGAAAGCGCAUAUGUUGGCAGUAGGGUAAUCUCUCCACAGGGUGCGGAUGGGGCCCUAGGUGUUGGCGCGAGCUUUAGCAUACCAGAGGGUUUGUAUGAGCGCGCUCUUGACCACCCGCACGUCCGGUUCAGCGCAAAUGUGAUGGUCUCGCGCAGAAACCAGACUGGGCGAGUACGAUUUGCAAGGAUAUAUUCUGGUGUGAUCGAUCACAUUUCUGGCCAUGGAAUCGAUUUCGAGAUCGAUAAUAUGCCUUAUGCUCCUGUGAGCGAGAAUAAAGCGUUGCAUUUCAUUAGAUACAGGGCCGAUCAUACUCAUAAUUGGAUGGACCCAACUCUCCGUGUCCGUUGGGAGCCGAUACACGGGGCUGCCGGGGCUUCCGAACUUCUUGUGAGCUUUAAGUGGAUCACGGCAGAUUUCGACGAGAACAUGUCAGAGAGAGACGUCGCCAACUGCCUCGAGCAUUACGUCGACUGGUCCGAGUAAACAGAAUAAUAUCCAUAGGAAAAA